Messenger RNA from Cylicocyclus nassatus, 292 nucleotides. Lineage: Eukaryota; Metazoa; Nematoda; Chromadorea; Rhabditida; Strongylidae. The record is from the annotation of a GenBank genome assembly.
GUUUCAGCAAACUUUUUCAACUCUGCAAAGAGCAUGAAGCUGCUACUUGUGAUUGCGUCGUCACUUUUGGCCAUUGCUUCCGCUUCCUUUUGCUUCGGCCCUGAUUCUAAGGAUGGAAAGUGCACUGGUCCUGAAUGUUGGUGUGUGGGGGUAGGGGAAGAGUGCGCUGGACGUCUCUGUAAUCCUAAUCCUAAAUGGCCCCGGAAGUGAUGUUCAUGUAGCAAUUAGUCGCUUUGAGGGCGACAAUGUUUUACUCAUAUUAAGCUUGAGUAAAGUGGUUGCAGAUUCAAAA